CAUGAUUAUUAGAUCUAUUUGAAUCAUAAAACUUAUAAAAAUCUAUAGAUCUAAAAUUAUCACAAAUAUUAAUCUUGAAUCUAAGAUCUAUAUGAAUCUUGAUUCUAAAAUUAUUUGAAUCUCUAAAGAUCUAGGAAUCUCUAAAAACUUAUAAAACUUAUUAAUAAUCUAAGAUCUAUAUGAAUCUUGUUUCUAAGAACUAUUUGAAAUUAUAAAAGAUAUUAGAGAAAAUCAUAAACCCCUUUUAGCUAGCAAGCCUUAAAAUUGGUUCCCCUUUCUCCUAUUUUGAUCCGGCCUUAAAUCCGGAUUGACUAAAGGAUUGAAACCCAUAAUCUUUGUUUGGCCGUAUUACCGGCUGUAUAGCCAGAUGAAUAAGCUGGCCAUCAAAAUCUUAAUCCCAUUCGAUGUGCUUACUGAUCCAAAUCGGCCCUUAUCCACAUCAAAAUCUCAAAUCCCCUUGUUUGUUUUAUAACCGGAUAUGUAUCUUGAUGGUCAUUAUACAUAUCAAUUCCCUAAAUCCUUUUUGCUUGAUUUUUAUCAAUCCCCUAAACUCUAAGCAAUAAUCGGCUGAACCCCUAAAUCCAAAUCCGGACAUGAUUUUUUUUUUCCGGCCAUGACCUUUUCCGGCCACAAUCUUUUCAGCCAUAAUCUUUCAGUCAAACCCAAAGAUAUCAAAACUUAAAUCCUAAUCAAUGCAUAUCUUUGACCAUUGAUGUUUUAUAUUGUAACUGAUCAAAAUUUAAAACUUUUAUGAUUGUUUUAAAUGCAUAUCUUUGACUAGGUAGAAUUUAUCAAAAUAUUAUAACAUAUAGCUUGAUUUAAAUAGUUAUGAUAUAGGCUAAAAUAAAUACUAAGUUGAAAUCAUUUGAUCACAUAGUUGUUUGUCAAAAUUUAUCUAAAUCUAAACCGGCCUUGAAAUCGGUUCAUUAUAGUUUGAACAAAUGAUAUAAAUUUAUCUUGAUCUAAAAACCAACCUUGAAAAGUGAUUUUGUGAUGAUUGAAUUAUAUACUGAUCAUAUAUAAAUAUCUGAUAGCAUCUAUUAGAUCAAACAUGGAUUAGUAAAUUGUUAGAUCAUACACAUAUCAUGAACUGAUCAUUUCCAUGCAUCCGCUUGUCAUAUAGUUUUAUUAAAACUGAGCAUGCAUACAUAUAAUAGAUCAUUCUAAUCAUGGGGCAUUUAAAAUAAAAUCUAAAUUGGUUCAUAUUGCUUGCAUCUAAUUAGAUUAAAUCGGUUAUUUUUAAAGUUAAGCAUGUUUGUUUAAUUUGAAAACAUAAACUAGCUUUGAAACCGAUUGAUUGAAAAUCUAAUUGAAUUUGUUCUAGACAUAUCCUGAAAAUUAUAAAAUUUUCUUGUCUUGGUUUACCCUGUAAAAGGGGGAAGGAAUCGGUUUUUGCUUUAUGAUCUUUGAAAACCAAAUAUCCUCAUGCAUUAGGAAUCACAUAUAGAUUGUUUAAGUCCAAUGCUUAGUUCUGAACAUGCAUUCAGCUAUUUCUUGAUCCAUGCAUUUGCUUGAUUUCAUCCAUCUUGCUUGAUCUAAUUUAAUAAAAUAAUGAUUGAUCCUUAUUCAAAUUCUAAAGGGCCUUAAUACCCUAUAUAUAAUCAAUCCAAUUUGAAUUAUAAUUAAAAGGAUUACUAGAUGCAAUGAUCAAUUAAUCAUUCUCAUACUAAGAUUGCUUAAGCAAAUAGAUUAUAUGAUUUGGGGGAAAGCCUUAUUGAAAUCAUAUACAUUGAUUUAUUCUAUUGCUUACAUAGAAUUCUGAGUGCUUGAAUUACUCGUUAAAUAUUCAGAUGUCGAGAUUUGAACCCUCAGAUUACUCUGCCUUAAAUCUCUCUGGAGAUAAUUACCUAGAAUGGGUAAAGAAUACUCUUGUUGCCCUGAGAUCCAGAGGACUCGGACAAUGCAUCAAUGAGUACAAUGAUAUCAUUGACAGUGAAAGGCAUAGAGCUAUAACGAUUAUUCGUUAUCAUCUCACUGAGGAAUUAAGAGACCUGUAUCUCCAUGUUGAGGAUCCUUGUGACCUUUGGUUACAGUUAAGGAAAAGGUUCAAACCGGUAUCGUGGCAAAAGGCCAACCAUGAAUGGGAGAUCCUCAGAUUCCAGGAUUUUGAAUCCGUGGACAAAUAUAAUUCUGCUCUGAUGGAUAUUGCUUAUAGUCUUGAACUAUGUGGUGAAAGGAUAACACAUUAUUCUUUAUUAUAUAAGACCUACUCCACAUUCCAUCCAAAGGAUGUGCUGUUGCUACACACGGCUAAGAAGUUCACCACUUAUAAUGACCUUUUGUCAUAUCUUUUGGCUUCUGAACAAAGAAAGCAGAAAAUCAAAGAUACCAUCAACAGAUUUGACAAGCUUCAGAAAAGAUACAUUGAGCUAAAGAAUAAUGAGAUGAGGCCUCCUAUAGCUGAUGAAGCUGAAGUUGAGCGCCAUAUGGCAACACAUGCAUUGUGAAGGCCAUAUUAUAUAAUUGUCUUUUGACAUUCUCAUUUUCAUGUUUCCUGAGUUUAUGUUUCAUGAAUUGCUUUGAUACUUUGCUUUAUACACGACUUCAUUAAUAAAAUGAAUUACUUUGAGUUCAUCAUUAUCUUAUUCAAAUUGUUGUUUGAUAAGAAACUAUAUUUAUAUGCCUUUAUUGUGCCAAGAUAAAUAUGAUCGAGGAUUAAUACCCCAACUCACUUUUCCAAAGAGUUCAAAGAAGCCUUUGACAAAUGGCACGACAUGCUCUGCCAUCCAGGCUCAGUUAUAAAAUACUCUUGAACUCAACUGGACAUUCCUUGAAAGAAAGGAAAAGAAGCUCGACCAAGGCUUUGCCUAAAUGGCAUUAUAUUCACCCUAUAAGGUCCAUUGAAUUGAGAAGAAAAAAUGGUUUCCAACAAUGGACAAAAGGGAAUAAGAGUACCUAAAUUAAAAUCGCCUAAGUGGUCGAGACUACAUUCUCUAUUGAUCUAGUGAUCAAUAUGAUAUUAGGCAAAUAGCCAGGGCAAUCAUGUUUGAUUAACCCACGAAAUUUAUCACUUAGAUGGCAUUACCAUACUUAGCCAUUCGGAUUAUGAUGCAAAUAUUUAAAAGGGCACAAAUGUUAUCCCAUAAGAUCUCACGUGUGUGCAAUAUAUCUAUGCACAAGGGAAUUUAUUGUCCCAAGCACCACGAAUUUGAGUAUGUUCAUGAGGGGGAGUGAGGACAAAUCCCAUGAUACAUGACCAUACUAAAAUCCGUGAAACAUGGUCCACAACCAUAUUACAUAUUGGUUGAAUUUGAUAUAAAGACCAUUACCUAUAAGGUUCAAAUUCUAAAAGUCCAUAUGCUUGGGAACAUUAUGAGUUAUAAAAGAAUGAACCUGCAUCAGGCCAUAGUAAUUAUAUCAGGCCAUAUAAGUGAUCAUAGAUAUUCCCACCUCAGACUGAUAUGGGUCAUGAGUCCAGACAUAUAUCAUCUUAAGAUAUUAUGAAAGAAUCCACCACAAAUAUAUGUGCCAUCUAAGAUCAUGUGAUCUUAGAAACUCAUAAUGAGGAUUGGGAAUAUAUGUUGGAUAUAUAUUAUGAAUAUACUUUUUCCAUAAGUUUAAAAGAAACCUUGAGCCAAAAUGGGUGAUCUAAUUAUAGACCAAGGAACAAGGAUUACAUAAGGUUUAUGAAUCCGAAUAUCCAACAAUGAAAGGAGAAAAGUAAUAAGCUGGUAUAAAGAAUGAUAAAGAAUGGUAUCUACCAUCUGGUAUCAACCAUCAAUGUCUUGGCAAAGAUCCUCGGACUAGAAAAUAAUUUAUAGACGUCCAUAUGCUACAAUGAUAGCAAAAUAAAAUGCCAGACACAUUGACCCGAGAGAAAGAAUGACUAUGUCAUCCCAGCUUAGCACCACACGGUUUUGAUGUCUUAAAGACACAACCAAGUUGCUACAAAGUCUAUAUAGGAUAGACCAAAUAAAUGUUCCAAAUAAAGUUCCAUAAAUUCUAAGGAACCUCGGAAAGAAAGAAAGGUGCAUGAGAUAAAAUCCGAGUUUUAUUAAAGGAAACCAUUCCAGACAUUGAGAUAUAAGGCUGGCCAGCUGAACAACUAGGUACCAUACCAUAUAGCUUGGGACGCCAAGUUAUAAGGUUAUUAAGGUCCUAGAUAAUGAAAUCUCAAAUUGAUUUAUACCAUGUCUGGAACUAAAAGGAACUAUAUAUAUAUAUAUAUAUAAGUGUGUCGACACAUACAUUAAUAGAAAAUGCGCAAGUAUGUAGCACAUGAAUACAAAGAUAUGUAUCGAGGAUCAUAAACCCACACAAGAGUACUCAUAAUGAAUAAUGAAAGAAACGUGGGGUUUAAAGUGAUAUAUAAAAGACGUAUUGUAUUGGCCAUGAAUAUGUAAACGCCAUAUGAUGCCCAGUGAAUAUAUAAAUCCUGAAAGAAGGAUAAAUCGUGAGACAGACCGGGAAAGGUCUAUAUAAUCCAAUGUGGUGGAUACUACUACAUAUUUCACUACAUAUGAUGUCUGGAAGAAAUUCAAAAGAUGUAGUAUGCUAUAUAUGACUCACUGGAUGAUGAUGAUAAUAUUAUUAGUACAAAAAGGUUUACCAAACGAUAUUGAGCUCAUAAUCAAAAGAUGAGAAAAGAAGUUCUUUUGAACAGCAUUUUCCUAAAGUUGUUCACGGACUGAAUUAAAUUACUACAUGUAAGCAAGUGAAGAGUUCUAUAAGAACAAUUCAAAUCAGUCCAUAGAGGAAUUUUAAAUUCCUUGUGUUUUAUACUAACCAGCCUAAGAUAGGUUAAAUGGUUAUUCAUUAAACCAUAGAAAAGGUUAUAGACCAUCACCACAAAUUAGCCAAAUUUUGGUAAUACUUAUGGUUGGUCGAAUUCUCAGCAUGAACCAACCAAGCUGUGGUAUGAAUGAAUAAGCUAUCAUAAAGAUAAGCUAUAAGAUCGAAGUUCAUCUUUGAACAAAAGGUAUAGGACCACAUUAUGCGUCCAUAUGCGACCCAACGGGUCCGACCAUCAUAUAUGAAGAUAAUGCAGCUUGCAUUGCUCAACUCAAAGACGGGUAUAUCAAAGGUGACCGAACCAAACAUAUUCUACCCAAGUUUUUCUUUUCCCAUGAGUUGCAGAAAGCUGGAGAGGCCAACGUCCUUCAGAUCCGGUCUAGUGAAAACUCAGCCGACCUCUUCACCAAAUCAUUGCCCUCUUGCACAUUCAGGAAGUUCACGCAACAAGAUUGGCACGCAUAGACUCAAGGACCUUCAGUGAUGUCCAAAUCAGGGGGAGUAAUGUGUGUUGUACUCUUUUUCCUUUCUCUGGUUUUCCUUUUCACCACAUUGGGUUUUGGGUUUUCCGGGAGAGGUUUUAAUGAGGCAACAUUAGCAUGUUACAAACCCUAUUUGGUUAUAACAUCCAAGGGAGAGUGUUAUGAAUCAUGAAGUGGAUGGUCCAUAACCUAGACCAUACAAGUUCAAGACUAGAGUCCAUUGGGGGGUUUACAUCCAGCCACAUGGAAGACCCAUUCCACCUUAAUCUUUAUGAGUUUGACCAUGUCAUUAUGUAGAGUAUCUUUGUAAUCAAUUCUCCCUUUCACUCCACCUUAUAUGAACCACUAUAUAUAGUGGUGUAAGCAAUAAGAAAUAUACAACACAUUCUCACAAAUCUUCUCUCAAAUUUUAACAUUAAUCAUUUUUUAUAUAUUUACUCCGGUCAGUGUUUAAUCAAAGGUACGUAAAGUGACUUCUUUUUGUAUUCAUAGUUAUCUCGGAGAGAAUCAAUUAACCGUAGAUGCAACAUUUAUUUUUAUUUUAUCAUUGUUUAUUAUAUAAUUUUUUCCUAAUUAUUCUAGUUUAUGGACUCCCAUUUACAUAUUAUAAAUAUGUUAAAAGAUAAUUCUAAAAUAAAAAAUAACAAUUGAUUUUUUAAUUACAUAUCAUAUAAUUUAUAUCUUAACUACAUAAUACAAUUUUUUUAUUAUUUUUUUUUGAAACAUAAUUUUUUUUGAAACAUUUUUUUAAAUUUCUUGUAUAUGUUAUCAUAUAACUUAAUGUAAUAUUUGAAUUACACACUAUUAAAAAAUAUAAAAAAUACUCUUUUGGCUCCACCAAAAUUGUAAUUAUGAAAUUCUUACACACUAUUAAAAUUAAGUUAUAAUACCAAAAAUAACUUUAUUAUACUACACAUUUGGAAGAAUUUCAUAGUAAGAAAUUCUUCACUCUUUUCAGAAUUCAACAUAUCCGAAAGCAAAGAACACAAUGUCUGAUAAGCUUACACGAAGUGCUCGGACUCAGUCUUCUGCUAUAUAUGGUUUAUGAUGAUUCGAUUCCACCGAGUUGGCUCUCGGACUCGAGAUCUUCGUAGUUUAGUAUAGCCUAUGUUGAAAAAGUUAUUUUAAUACAUAAUUUAUUUUUAAAAAUAAUGUCUGAAGGCGAUGGCGGAAACCCUACCGAUGAAGACAGCACCCCACUCCGAAUUCCAGCAUCGGCGAGCCACGCUCCUCCAACUCGAACCAAACCACUCCACUGAGGAAUGCCCAGAAAUCGAAAUCGUCGAAGGAGUUGCUUCUAUUCAGAUGCAAUUUUUGAUGAAGCAUAGCUCCUUUGGAAAAGUUUCGUGGUUGGUUACUUCAUUGGGGGUGCGCCCCAUGUAGGUUCCAUUCACGCUACUGUGAAUCGAAUCUGGUCAUCUCCAAAAGCGGGGUCCAAAAUUGAUGUUCAGUUCAUUGAUAAGAACACGGUUUUGUUUCGUAUUGACAACAAUCAGAUGAGGUCUAGAGUGAUUGGUCGUAAGUACUGGCACAUCUCCGAUGUGCCACUUGUAGUGAAUGAAUGGUCACCGGAAUCGGCGUUAAACCCUCCGGAUCUUUCAGCUAUGCCCGUAUGGGUUGAUCUCAAAGGGGUUCGUAAUGGUCUUUUUUCCCAAAAAGGCCUAAAGUGUCUUACCAGAGCGGUAGGAAAGUUUGUUAAGCUUCACCCAAACACUGAGCGCUGUACGUGUCUGGAUGUAGCUCGUGUGCUAGCAGAGAUUGAUUUGCAUCAGCCUCUUGUUGAGAAGAUCGUGUUCAAGGAUAAAGAUGGUUUGCAAUGGGAGAUUGAAGUGCAGUUCCCGUGGCUCCCUGCUCGGUGUAGUAUCUGUCAUGGCUGGGGUCAUAAGAACACUGAAUGUAAGGACACAUGCAUAAGGAUGUUGAGGCGUUCAGAAGAUGUAGGAGAGGAGACUAGCUUUGGUACAGUUCCCCAAGAGAUUGUGGUUGUUACUACUGCUGUCAUUGGUGGUACGGUACCCCAAGAGACUGAGGUUGUUACUACUGGUACUGAUGCUAUUGGUGCUACUGGUACUAAUACUACAGAAGCUACUGCUGCUACUGGUGGUAUGCUAGGCCUUCUAAAAGAAUUAGAAGCCUUACCAAAGGAUGGUUCCCUUCAGGCGCUGAAUAGUUCUGUCUCUAAGGAAGCCAAUCCAGAAAAAGUUUUGCGGAUCACGCUCACUGACCCAACGAUUGAAGUGUUCCCAGCAACUGAAGUAGGAGGCUGGGCAACGGUUUAUGGUAAAUCACACAAUGAGUCUGAGACAGUUGAGAUUGAGAACCAAAGUUUGGAAGAGAGAUUUGCGACGGUGGAAGAUCCUAUUGUGGUUUCUCCAUCACGUUUUAGCCCGUUGAUGGGCAUUGAGGAAGAGGAGGUGGCAGAAGUAGAGGAUGAAGUAGAGGAGGGAGAGAUACCGGAAGAAACAGGGCACCCUAUUAAUCGUGUUUCCUCUGCAGCUAAGAAGAGUUCAUCCUCAGUGAGCCAUAAAUCUUCGAAGCAGAAGGUUGUACGAAUAAGAGACCUGAAAUUCGUCAAUCGACAUGGAAACUCUAAAAAAACUUCCGUUAGGAAGUUAUGACGUCAUUUUUCUCAUGGAAUAUGUCUGGCUUCAAUAUGUCACGCAAGCACCGCGCUCUCUGGAGUUGGAUACAAACAGAAAAGCCAUUGUUUGGUUGUCUAAUGGAAACAAGGGUACGUGAGGAGAACCAGAGGAAGUGUAUGGAUGCAGCAAUGCCAUCCUGGAACUCAAUAACAAAUUAUGAUCAUCAUCAUUUAGGGUGAAUCUGGUUUUGUUGGUCUGAUAGAGUUGUUGUUACGCUGCUGCACCGGAGUGCUCAAAUGAUUACUUGUGCAGUUAAAGUCCCUGAAACUGGCGAGCAGUUCAUUUGUUCAGCAAUUUACGCCUUUAACACAGCAGCAGAGAGGAGUCAUUUAUGGAGAGAGAUUAGGGAGACGCAAUCAGCCCAUGCUCAUCUGAAUUUGCCUUGGGUAAUGCUGGGCGACUUCAAUGUCACGCUAUCAUCAAGUGAGCAUUCUCGCAGUUUGGACUAUCGGACAGAUCAGAUUGGUUUGAGGGCUUUUCAGGAGGUUUUGACGGACUGUUCUCUGGUUGAUUUUUCUUAUGGAGAGGCUCUUUUCACUUUGUGGAACAAGAGGGACGAGGAUCCAAUAGGGAACAAGUUGGACAGAGCUCUAGUCAAUGGAGACUGGCUGCGUCAUUUUCCCAAUUCCCAUGCUUACUUUGAUGCUGGAGGAGUAUUAGAUCAUGCUAGGUGUUUGAUCAGACUAACUGGAAUACAUGAUUAUGUGAGUAAACCUUUCCGUUUCUUUAAUUUCUUGGCAGAAAACGAGGAGUUUUUGCCAACCAUUCAGGAAACCCAGAGCUCAACUGCUAGGCUGUUCCACUCCCGUACAGCACUUUCCUCUUUUCACAAAAAGCUGAAAAUGCUAAACCCGGUUCUGCGGACUUUGAACCGUACGCAUUAUGGAGACCUUCCCAGCCGAACCAAACAAGCUUUUGAGGAACUGUGUGAGUGCCAGAAUAGGGUAUUGUCUGAUCCUACCGCAGAAAAUUUUUCGCAAGCAGCAGAAGCUUAUGACAAGUGGAAUAAACUGGCUCGUAUUGAGGAGAAGUUUUAUAGGCAGAAGUCAUGCAUUCGUUGGCUUCAGGCAGGAGAUCAAAACACAUCUUUCUUUCAUCGAUCAGUUCAAGCUCGAGCUACCCAGAACACCAUCCGCAGGCUGGUAACAGAGCAAGGGGAAGUGCUCACGGCCCCUAGUGACUUUAAAAGAGAAGCAGUGGCCCAUUUUCAACGUUUUCUGCAGGCGCAUGAGCAAACACAGGAGAUUUCGAUUGAGUCUCUGCAGGAUUUAUAGACGUACAGAUGUCCUACUGCUGCCUCGACAUCCUUGGUAUCUCCAGUCACUGCUCAAGAAAUCUAUGAGGCUCUCCUAUCUCUCCCCAAUGAUAAAGUCUCAGGACCAGAUGGGUUUACUAAGGAGUUUUAUGUUGCUGCCUAGAAAGUAAUUGGUUAGGAUUUCAUCACAGCGAUCCAGUAUUUUUUCCUUUUCAUGUUCUUACCGUCAGGUAUUAAUGCGACGAUACUCUCCCUUAUCCCCAAGACUGAGAAUGCUGAGAAGAUGAAAGACUUUCGCCUCAUUGCCUGCUGUAACCUACUCUAUAAGGUCAUCUCAAAGGUUCUUGCGAACAGGCUGAAAGUGAUCUUUCCAGAUGCAGUUGAGCCAAACCAGAGUGCUUUUAUCACAGGAAGACUUCUUCAGGAAAAUGUGUUGUUCGCAUCGGAGCUGGUGAAUGGCUACCAUAAAACCUCUACUACGCAGAGAAGUGCAAUUAAAUUUGACAUCUCAAAGGCUUUUGACACUGUCAAAUGGUCCUUCAUUACCUCCGUUUUGAAAGCAAUGGGUCUUCCGCUUCAAUUUGUUCAUUGGAUUCGACUAUGUAUAUGUACUGCAGCAUUUUCUAUCUCUGUUAACAGCAGUCUGGAGGGUUUCUUUACCAGUGCUAGGGGCAUCAGGCAGGGCAGUUCGCUCUCGCCGUACUUAUGUUAUCCUGAGUAAUGUGCUAACUAAGCUCCUUAACAAGGCAGCAGAGGCUGGGAGGUUUCAAUAUCACCCGCAAUGUCGAGGAGUCAAACUUACACAUUUGAGUUUUGUAGAUGACAUAGUCGUGUUCACAAACGGUACAGUUGGCUCACUUCAAGGCGUCGUGGAGGUCAUGCAGAAUUUUGCGACCAUGUCAGGAUUACACAUCAAUGCUACUAAAUCCACAAUUUUUGCAUCUGGACUGGACGUGGCACCCCUUCUUGCAGCAGCGGCUAGCCUGGGUAUCAGUGCUGGUUCCCUUCCUAUCCGUUACCUAGGUAUGCCUCUGAUGACUAAAUCUUUAACGCCUCUUGAUUAUGAACCGUUGAUCGACAAGGUGAGCAGUAAAUGCUAAGCUGGUCCAACAAAAGCUUAUCAUUUGCUGGAAGGCUUCAGCUCAUCAACUCUAUUAUCACGAGUACAGUCAACUUCUGGAGCUCAGCUUUUUUGCUUCCCGCUAAAUGUCUUGAAACUAUUCAAAGUAUGUGCUGCGCUUUUCUCUGGUCAGGAUCACCCACACAAACUCAUAAAGCUAAGGUAAGCUGGGCAGAGCUUUGUUGCCCAAAGGACGAGGGCGGCCUGGGGGUCAGAAGACUGAGGGAUUCCUCAAUGGUAUUUGCCUUAAAGCUUAUUUGGCGUCUGUUUACUCAGCAUACAUCACUUUGGGUCUGUUGGGUUAAGCAUUAUCUGCUCAAAGAUAGCUCCUUUUGGGACAUUAGGGACACUCAAAAAGGUUCGUGGAUGCGGAGAAAACUUCUCAAGUUGCGUGGUGGCAUAUGGAUUUCUAAAGUUUGAGGUUCAUGAUGGGAACUCUACUUAUUUCUGGUUUGACAAUUUGCUGGAUAUGGGGCGUCUAAUUGAUAUCACAGGUGCAGCGGGAACAACAUAUCUUGGGCUACCUUGUAGAGCCAAGGUUACUGAUGCGGUAAAUGAGAAUGGCUGGUCUAUUCGAGGACAGAGAAGCAGACACUACCACGACCUCUAUACUACCAUUAUAGAUCAACCGGUCCUUGCUCCUCAAAAUGGGAAAGAUGCAGUUCUCUGGAAGUUUGGCGAUGAUGAUUAUCAUGACUCGUUCUCAACUUCAAAAACUUGGGAACAAAUUCGCAAUAAAAGAGAACCAGUGGGGUGGAGCAAGGUCAUCUGGUUUACACUGGGAGUGCCUCGAUUCUCUUUUAUCACCUGGUUAGCAGUCAAGAACAGGUUGUCAACAGGUGAUAGGAUGCGUUCUUGGGGUAUGAUUCAAGGGUGCCCUUUAUGUGGAGAACCAGACGAGACAAGGGAUCACCUCUUCUUCGCAUGUCAUUAUUCAUUUACGGUAUGGCAUGGACUGGCAAACCACAUUCUUGGUACUCAUACUGAUCCGGACUGGCACUUGACGUUGAGCCAUCUGCAGGGUGUCGGGGGAAGUAGUCUUGAUACCAUCCUUAUCAAAGUACUGCUCUUUCAGACGACUAUAUAUCACCUUUGGAGGGAGCAAAAUGCGAGAAGACACCAUACAAGUUGGAUGACAGCAGAUGCUAUGUGCACUGUGAUAGACAAGGCGUUGCGAAAUCGUAUCUCAUCACUAAAGUAUAAAGCCGAUCAAAAUUUCUCAGGCCUUAUGCAGCGUUGGUUUUAUCACACUAUGUAGAUUUGAUCUUUUUCAUUCAUUCGAACUCUUGAUUUACGCUUAGGUAGCAAGAUAAAGUAGUCCCAUAUUCUUUUGUAAAUGUCAAUUCCCUAAAAGGAUGAAUAAAUUUGAAAUUUCAUCAAAAAAAAUUAAGAAAUUUACAUACACAACUGUUAAUAUUGAUAAAAUUAUGUAGAUUUGAUCUUUUUCAUUCAUUCGAACUCUUGAUUUACGCUUAGGUAGCAAGAUAAAGUAGUCCCCUAUUCUUUUGUAAAUGUCAAUUCCCUAAAAGGAUGAAUAAAUUUGAAAUUUCAUCAAAAAAAUUAAGAAAUUUACAUACACAACUGUUAAUAUUGAUAAAAUUAUGGGUGCAUGUGCCCCAUUAAUGUUGUACUGCUUUAGCCCCUGGUUAAAGCUGAGAAUUAAAGAAUUUAAUAAAUAAUUUUUUUUUGUUUCACAAAAAUUAUAAUUUUUGUUUCAAUGUAACUUUUAGCUUCUUCACCUAUUUUGCCCAUAUUUAUUAUGAUAAUAACUACAAAUAAUAAUUUUUUAAAAUAAAUUAUGUAUUAAAAUAAACUUUUUCAACAUAAGCUAUACUAAACUACGAAUUAUGUAUUUGACCAAUCACUUUCUAGGCAGCAACAUAAAACUCCUUAGUAAACCCAUCGGCUCGUGAGACUUUAUCUUAAUUUUCAGCUAGCUAAAAUGGACAAAGUCUUCAUGUGUACUCCCGACAUCUCAUGUUCGUUCUCAAAUUUGUUAUUUUUAUGAGUUUAUGCACCCACUAAUAAAGUUUUCUAGACUGGCCCCGUCUAUUAGUCCAUAACUGGUAUUUAUUUGAAAGUGGAGUCCCAUAAAAAAGGGCCAUUAAAAUGUUUCAUGAAAAUGCCAUCAAGACUGGCUCUGCAACACAUAUACAUAAUUAUACAUAUAGUUUUGGUCUGGCAUGUACUUGACCUUCUUCACUACAUUUCAGGUGGCACAAAGAAGUGGAAUUUGAAUCUAAGAUAACGUACACAAAACAUAGAGUAGCCGAGGCGUACCUGUGGGCACUUGGAACAUACAUUGAGCCUGAAUAUUCUCAAGCACGAGUUACAUUAGCUAGUGUAGUCAUCUUACUCACAGCGCUUGAUGAUAUGUAUGAUGCAUAUGGCACAGGAGGGAACUUGAUCAAUUCACAUAUGCAUUGGAAAAGUGGCUUCCCGAAGCCCCUACGGGGAUACACAGCAUGAAACAUCUUUACCGUGUCACAAUAGAUUUCUAUGAUAAACUCGAGGAGGAGCUUGAAAUGCAAGGAAAGUCAGGUUGUGGCUCACAUCUUAAGAAAUCAGUUAAGACCUUCAAUAAUCACUUUUAAGAACACUAAUUGUUGUUUUCUCUUUUGAAGCAUAUUUAGUUCUAACUGAAUUUUCAUUAUCAGUUGAAAUCAACAGCCAAUGGAUAUAUGCAAGAGGCGAAGUGGUUGAGAAAGGAUUACACUGCCAAAUUUGACGAGUAUAAAGAGAAUGCUAUCUUGUCUUCCGCUUACUAUACCAUGAUGGCCAUGACAUUUGCGGGAAUGGGAGAUUUCGCGAAACUCGAUGCUUUUGAAUGGUUAAGCUCACAACCUAAAAUAAGGAUAGCUUCUGAGAUAAUAUGUCAAUUCACAAAUGACAUUACUAGCUACGAGGUGAGCACCAACAUCUGAUUUUAAGCUCCUAAAUAUAUUUUAAGUAGCUAGGAUGACAAAUGGGUGGUCCGUGUCAAAAACAUAAUGGGCCAAUCGUAGACAUAGUCAUAUACGAAGUGGAAUCAAAUGGCUAAGCCCAAUUUUGUCUGUGGAGAAAAAUUGGAUGGAUUACGUAGACAUUGGUUGGUCCAAAAUACUUAAAAUUAGGUUAAAAUGACUUGGAGGAAGUCAUCAAUGUUCACACAAAUAAAAUGUUCAUUUAGACAUGGACAGUCCAUUGAAAACAUUUGUUUGCCAAAGUAUUGAAUACAUUUGACAUGUUAUAAUUGCAGUUUGAACACAAAAGGGAGUAUGUAGCGACAUGCAUCUAAUCCAUUAAAAUAGAGUCCUAUUUGAAAUUAUCAUGGUAUAAUUUUUUUGGACCUAUUGAAAAUGUCAUGACUAAAUAUAACACACACUUCAUAUCUCUCUUAUUAAUAAUGUAUAUAAUUUUCACUAAGGGUACAAUUAUCAUCUAAUUCUUAGAAUAUUCGACUGAAUUAAAGUUAACAUACCUCAUAUUUGACAAUUAUAUGAUUUAACCUAAUUCAUACACGUUUUUUUUUUGGAUUGAUACACGUUUUUUUCCCAAUUCAGUUCUUCUGUGUUUGUGCAUCUCAUCAUCAUCUAUCAGCAAUGGCUAUUUGUUCUGUAGUGAGUAGAAAAACCCUAGACAGCUUGAAGGAGAUGUCUUCAAGAUUUCUGGGUUUCCUCAGAAUCCUAUCAUUUACGCUUCCUGAUCUUAACUACGAUUACAAUAUGUUGGAGCCAUCGACAGCUUCGAGAUUAUGCAGACGUAUCACCAGAAGCAUCACCCACUAAUUACAACCAUUUCCUUGAGUAGCUGGAUCAGGCUGUGAACAAGGAGAUGCUAGCAGAAUGCCAUAAAGUUAAACAGUGGAGGUUUUUUGAAUUUUUUUAAUUUUUUUUAUCUCGGCUCUGUUUUGUUCUGUUGGUUGUGGAACAAGAAGAUGCUUCCAUGGUCGUCAAGUUGUAGAAUACCAUAAAGUUAAACAGUGGAGGUGUUUUGAAUUUCUUUUAAUUGUUGAUCUCGACUAUAUUGUGUUGUAUUGGUUGGAUCUCAGAAUAGAUAAAUAUAAAAGUUACAGUCUUUUGAUCAAUCAAGUUGAGUUAAAGAAGUUUAGUUGUUAAGGUAUUUGAGUUAGUAGAGAAAUCUGGUUUUGCUGAUCAGUUUAGUUGUGGUGAGUAUAGUCUGAUAUCAAGAAGGAAUCUCUUUUAGAGCGGAUUCAAAGUUUGAUUAGUAAUGAAAGCUGGUUUAGGAGGUUCUAAAGGCUACUGAGCCUUGAGCUCAGAACCAAAUAUAUAUGAUUGAUAGUUUAAGGAAACCCAAGAAAAAAUCGAGCAGAAGUUUUGGGUUUUAUCUUUGUUCUUGAUGUUUCCCCAAAAAGCAAUGGAGAAUGAGUGUUUUUUGUGUGUAAGAGAAUGAAAGUGAUUGACUUUAUUACUAAUGUACAAGUCAUGUGAACCACUCAUUUUUGGACGAACCUUGCUGCUGUCAACAUGAGUUUGUAGUCUCUUUAUGUAUCUUCAAUUACUGUUCUUUGCUUAAUGGUGUGUAUUUGUAACAUAUUACAGCAAGUUCGUGGAGAGCAACUGAAGGGUGCUUUUGGUGGCGCCAUAAACACUAACUUUAGCCUCUAGAAGGUUUGGUGAAAAGAAUGAGUAUUGAAAUUACUGUUCUGCAAACAAAUCAUGAUGAGUGUUAGUAUUUAAAUUUUUAGGAUAGCAACGAGCCUAUAUCAGUAUGGAUAACUUACAAAAACAGAAAGAAUAGAUCUCCAAAAAUUUUCCUAAUCGAGUUCCUAAAGGUAGAGUACAUGUAUAGAUUUUAAAAACUCAUAAACUGAUUAGUUUAUAUUGGGCCAAUGGUUUAUAACUUUUUUUCAGUGGGUUAGAAAUUAAUUUUUACCCCUCUACAAAAAAUAUGAUUCUAAUAUCAAACAUUUGUUUGAUUAAUUCUAAUAAUCAAAUAACUGACCAAGUAAAGAGGCAAACAAAAAUUCAUAAAGCACAAUUCUAUUAUUUUUGUCAUAUCGAAAUAAAUCACAAUACGUAAUAACAUUUGAAACUAAAUUAAAAAUGUAUAAAAGCAAAGUACAGUAAGUAAGAUUUUUUUUAACUUUCUUUAACUUUUAAUAUUGGUUUUCCUCUUAUUUUUCAUCAUUGAUUAUUUUUUGUAUCAAAUAUUCCAAUGAUGAGUUGAUAUUUAUAAUAGACACUGUAAGAUAGUCUAAUAAAAUUCUAAGAA
This is a messenger RNA of Brassica napus (rape), 15444 nucleotides long. RefSeq lists its product as uncharacterized. The transcript is spliced from 2 exons. The record is from RefSeq and is a predicted model, not a curated record. Bases 6710 to 7831 code for a protein of 373 amino acids. NCBI's taxonomy places the organism in Eukaryota, Viridiplantae, Streptophyta, Magnoliopsida, Brassicales, Brassicaceae.